Molecule: messenger RNA, 1804 nt
Organism: Oryzias melastigma (Indian medaka)
Lineage: Eukaryota; Metazoa; Chordata; Actinopteri; Beloniformes; Adrianichthyidae
Gene: tsnax
Product: translin-associated factor X
Exons: 6
Coding region: 771-1613 (280 amino acids)
Cellular component (GO): nucleus; cytoplasm
Molecular function (GO): RNA endonuclease activity; RNA binding; sequence-specific DNA binding
Source: RefSeq, a predicted model, not a curated record
AUGAAAAGAGACAAAGGAUGAAUGUAAACAGGGAAGGAAAAAAACUUUUUGUGGUUUAUAACUUAUUUUGGAACAAUAAAAAAGAAAAAAUAUAUACUAAUCAGACAAGAACUGAAUGAUAAAAUGCUUCAACAUGAGUAAAAGUUGUAGGCUUUUUUAUGAUGGCGGCCUAAAAGAACAUGCCACUACAUAAUGUCCACAUCUGUGGCUAACAAAAAGUAAAAAACUAAACAAACCCGCACUUCGCAUGUUUAAACCAACAAUAUAAUGUUUUUUACACUUUCACAUUCACAUAUAAACUUUGAAUGUUAUAGCUGUUGUAUAUAAUUUUAUGAUAAUUCUUGGUGGCUACAUUUUUUAAUUAUUUUUUUUUUUUAAGUCCAAAAUAUCUGUAGUUAGUUGAGGAAAACUUCAGAAAUAGCCUUCCAUUUGUAUAUACUACAUCUCCCACAAUGCACUUAUCUGAAAUUCCUGGUACGUCACUGUGAAAGGCCCUCGAACAGCGGUCUGUUCGAAUGCCAGCCUUUAAAAUGCUGAAUUCUUUAUCUUAAAAUAAAAUAAACCGCUUUUUGAAUUACUACAUUCACAUAAAGAAAUAUUAUUGAUAAAACUGAUCUGAAACUCAUUUUUCUAAAACCAUGGAAUUUAUCUAAAACAGAAAUAAAAGCUGAAGACUUCAGUCAGUGGAACAUACCUCGGAUGGUUAGCUAUUUGAGACACAUUCGUGUGCUCCGAACUCAGUCAAAAAUAUUAACGGGAACGCUGAAGUCAUGAAUAAACGAGACGGCGAAGGAUCUUCUCGGAAAAACGCUGAUGCGGCUCGCGAGCAGAGCAUUAGUUCUUCACCUGUCGUUGCUGCUUUUAAAGUUUUCCAGCAGGAACUCGACACCAAACACGACAAAUAUGAGCGACUUGUUAAGAUCAGUCGAGACAUCACCAUCGAAAGCAAGAGGACCAUUUUCCUUCUACACAGAGUUACCAAUGUACCCAAUACAGAGGACGUAUUGAAGGAGGCGGAUCUAAAACUGGAGGGCGUGAGGCAGAAGAUCGGUCAGAUCGCAGAGGAGCUGAGAGGAGAAGAUUUCUAUCAGUUUCACAGAGCUUUUACUCCAGGGAUUCAGGAGUAUGUGGAAGCCGUCUCCUUCUCGCACUACAUCCGACAUCGCAGCCUUAUCAGCCUGGAGGAGAUCAAUGCCAGACUGGUGUACAUGAGAGCCGAGGGGGUCGAUCCUAAGGGCUCAGGUGAAGGUGUGGCGCCGGGAGCCCAGGUUCUGACCUUCCAUGUGACGCCUUCAGACUACCUCCUGGGCGUGGCCGAUCUGACGGGGGAGCUGAUGCGAAUGUGCAUCAGCAGCGUGGGCAACGGGGACAUCGACACGCCCUUCCAGCUGAGCCAGUUCCUGCGGCAGAUCCACGACGGCUUCUCCUACAUCGGCAACACCGGCCCGUACGAGGUGUCCAAGAAGCUGCACACGCUGCGGCAGAGCCUGGGCAAAGUGGAGGACGCCUGCUACACGCUGCGCGUCCGCGGCUCCGAGAUCCCCAAGCACAUGCUGGCUGACGUGUUCUGCAGCAGGACCGCCCUCCUGGACCCAGACGAAGGGGUGGCGUGACGCUGCUGCGUGGCGUCGUGGUCGUUUGUGGCGUCACUGUCCUGGUUUGUGUUUUUAAAGGUGUUUUUUAGAGCUGCAGCUCCGUUCAAACAGACAAAGGGUUUCUUCAUUGAUAAAGAUCUGGUGACUUCAGUUGUUUUGCAUGAAUAAAGGUGGUGUGCCAAAAAAUGUGCCCCCCCUCCAGACGUUAA